Clarias gariepinus (North African catfish) is the source of this 2757-nucleotide messenger RNA. It is a transcript of the gene myd88, whose product is annotated as MYD88 innate immune signal transduction adaptor. Gene Ontology annotation, molecular function: Toll-like receptor binding; TIR domain binding. The record is from RefSeq and is a predicted model, not a curated record. NCBI's taxonomy places the organism in Eukaryota, Metazoa, Chordata, Actinopteri, Siluriformes, Clariidae. The coding region runs from base 175 to 1047 and encodes 290 amino acids. Gene Ontology annotation, biological process: Toll signaling pathway; innate immune response; positive regulation of canonical NF-kappaB signal transduction. Gene Ontology annotation, cellular component: plasma membrane. The transcript has 5 exons.
UGUUAGAUAGAGUGCGCGCGCUGUUUUGUCAGUUAAUUCGGGUCGUUUUUCUUAUCUAAAAUGAGUUAAACGUAGUAGUUCGUAGGUUAUUAUCACUGUUAGGAAAUAUAUUAAUAGUUUGAAGUACUAUUAAUUUAAAGAAAAGGACAAAACUGCACUUGUUUGUGGCUCAUCAUGUCGUCAGCAACAGACUCAUCGUCCACCUCAUCCUCAUCUUCCUCCUCAUCAUCUCUGGACUAUGAGUCGAUUCCAGUCACAGCUCUGAACUACGGCGUGAGGAAGAAACUGGGUCUGUACUUAAACCCCACUAACACGGUGGCCGCAGACUGGACGGACAUCGCGGAGAAAAUGGAGUUCACCUACCUGGAGAUUAAAAACUACGAGAAGCGAGAGAAUCCCAUGCAGAAGCUGCUGGAGGACUGGCAGACCCGAGUGGAGGCCUCGGUGGCCAGACUGCUGGGCUUCCUGGAGCAGACAGACAGGAAGGACAUCAUCUCGGACCUCAAACCACUCAUAGAUGAUGACUGCAGGAAGUACUUAGAGAGGCAAAAGGAUCUUCCUGUCCAGGUCCCUGAGGUGGACAGCAGGCAACUGGAUCGAGGCAUAACCAUAAACGAUGGUCACACGCCGGAGACCUUCGAUGCUUUCAUAUGCUACUGCCAGAGUGACUUCCAGUUUGUCCACGAGAUGAUCCGACAGCUGGAGCAGACCGAUUACAACCUAAAGCUGUGCGUGUUUGACCGCGACGUCCUUCCCGGGACGUGUGUGUGGACCAUCACCAGCGAGCUCAUCGAGAGGAGGUGCAAGAGGAUGGUGGUGGUAAUUUCUGAUGAUUACUUGGACAGCGAUGCCUGUGACUUCCAGACUAAAUUUGCUCUCAGCCUUUGCCCAGGGGCUCGCACCAAACGGCUGAUUCCUGUGAUCUACAAGCCCAUGAAGCGGCAGUUCCCCAGCAUCCUGCGCUUCCUCACAGUGUGCGACUACACCAGGCCGUGCACACAGUCCUGGUUCUGGGUUCGACUAGCCAAAGCCUUGUCCCAGCCCUGAGCAGUGUACGCCUAGCCCCUGUUUAAACUGCCACAGCUUUUUUUUUCGUUAUCAUUUACAAGCCCUGCUACACGUCCUGAACGUUUCCUGUUUCAGUUACCACAAAAUGACUUCUCAGUGUCUAGAUGCAGAGCUGCUCAGUGUUUUUUUUUCCUGUGAAGGUCACAGCUGUAGCUAGUUUAAUUGAUGGCUUAAAGAUAAAGAACGGGGUGUUUAAAAAAAAAAAUAUAUAUGCGUCAUGUAUACUACUGAAGGUUUGAAAUACUAAUGCAGAUUUCUGAAUAUUUUAAUCCAUAAGCAUAUACAGGUAGUGUGGUGUGUGUGCCAAAAGUAUGUGAACACCUGACCAUCAUACCUAUAUUAGAUUCUACAUUCCCAAACCACAGGCAUUAAUAUAAAGCCCCUAUACCAUUCCCCUGUAUUUGUUGCAGUCCACAUUUUUUUAAUAUAUAUUUUGCUCUAUUUUUAGGAAUGACCAGGGGUGUUCAAAUACUUUUGGUGAUUUUAUAUUAAGCACAAUGCAGUGGUUAUUUUAAUACCAUCAACUUCUGAUGGGAGAAGGACUGGGAAAAAUUGCUUAAAAUUAUAGUACAGAUAUGUGAGAUAGUAUAUUAUACAAGGCAAAUCGGGACUUUUAAUUCAGAGCACAGUAAUGAGACCAAAAAACCCUCCAUUAUUUCUUUAUAUAAUCCCAUGCUACACUAAUGCACUUAUCCCAACAUUUCACUAGUGCUUGAAAAUAUGCCAAAGACAUGAUCUGACUGCUUGCUUUACACCUGAAAACCACUGGCCUCCCAGGAACUCCUUUAAUGGCCGUAACAUGUUGAAAUGAUUUGGACGAAGUCAGGCCUGUGUAGUGAAUGUGGCAAUAACUUCCAGAAGUCCUCGAAGUUUUCUGUAAAUCUCACUCGCUUUUAUGGCUUCACAGACUGGAAAUUUCCUUGUGUGUUUAAGUCCCGGUUUGACUUAAACACACCCUCAUAUUUAACAGUAUAUUUACAUCAGGCAAUUAUGAGUUUUGUGAGAAACUCAACUUUUCAAAUCAGUGUAAAUGUAAACUGUUUUUUUUUUUUUUUUUUUUGAAGGGGAAAAAAUAAACAUGAGGUUAUGGAAUACUCGUCCGUAACUCAUCUAUUUGAUAUUGGAAGGGUCAAAUGAGUCAAUUAAAUAGAAGAAAGGGGGAAAAACGAUGCUUCACACAAAAUGUGACUGAUCACUAAAUUUUUGCUUACACAGUAUUUAUAUGAAUCUAUCGUCUAUAUGAUCACAGAACUGUGUUCUUUGCUUCUGACAGUUUUUUCGCUGCUGCAUGUUGUUACAGGAAUAUUUCACUUUAUUUAAGUUAAUAAUUUUUGCUGUCAUGUGUACUGCAUGAUGAUUGUACAAUUUCACUUGAUCUUAAAUGAUUUCUCAUGACCUGAACCACUUGGCCAAAGAUGACUACAUGAAUACUUGUAUAUCAGGACAUGAUUUGUCCAGUGCACAGAAAACCCUGAUUGUUUAUUUAAAAUCAUUAAUUUUACACGAAUCAUUUCAGUUAGUGCAUAGAAAAUGUAUUUUUAAAAAUUUAUAUUUUUUCUAAUCUUUUACCACGUGCCUUAUCAAUGAUGUGAUUGUCAGUGUGCUCUGUUUUUUAUAUUAUAUAUGUUAUGCCCUUUUUGUAGUAUGUUUAAUCUUAUCCUUUCUUAAUAAAAGAAUAUAUGUGUGGUA